AUGGCAUCACCUUUACAGAAAGCUCAAAUGCAUGAUGACCAAGUGCAUGGAUCUCGCAAAGUGAAAGUCACUAUUUUGGCAUCUGAAUGGGGACCAAGUAAUGGGGGGCUUUCUACCAUUAACAGAGAAUUAGCCAUUCAGUUAGCCAAGUUCUCUGACCUGGAAAUAACCUUCUUUUUACCAAAAUGCAGUCAAGAGGACAAAAACAUGGCCCUUGACCACAAAGUAAAGAUCGUAGAGGCAACGCCACUUUCUUGUGUUGAACAGCUUGAUUGGCUUUUCUUUCCACCAGACGAUUUGGAAAUCGACAUAGUUGUUGGUCAUGGAGUUAAACUUGGUAAACAAGCGCAGGUUAUUAAGAAAUCUAAAACGUGCAAAUGGGUUCAAGUGGUGCACACAGACCCUGAGGAAAUUGGGAUGUUUAAAAACUAUUCCCGCCCAAUUUCAAAAGGUGAAGAAAAGCACAAGGACGAAGUAGAACUGUGUGAAAAGGCUGAUCAUGUUGUAGGAGUUGGACCCAAGUUGAGCGAGGCCUUUCGCUCAUAUCUUUCUGGUUGUCAUAAAGAUGAUUAUGUCUCUGAACUCACUCCUGGAGUAUUUGAAGAGUUUCAGACUGUAAAGCAAGUCAGCCGAAGCGAUAGGCAACAACACAGAGUCAUGGUGUUUGGUCGUGGAGACGUAGAAGAUUUUGAAUUAGACGGAUUUGACAUCGCUGGGAAAGCGAUUGCUGCAUUACAAGAUACUCGUCUUGUUUUUGUUGGGGCACCGGAUGGAAAACACGAAGACAUUGCGAAGCGGUUAAUGGAGUAUGGUGUUCCUGCAAGUCGAUUGAAUGUAAAAGGAUUUGUUCGAGACCGAGAGAGUUUAAAGCGCUUAUUGCAACAAGCGGAUCUUGUAGUCAUGCCUUCAAGAACAGAGGGAUUUGGUUUAGCAGGACUCGAGGCAAUGUCAGCUGGUCUCCCUGUGCUUGUCAGUCGCAACUGUGGCUUUGGAGAAGCACUGCACAGUGCAGCUUUUGGUUCAGCAUUUGUGAUUGAGUCAGAGGACCCCAAAGUGUGGACUGCAGCUAUUCAAAAGAUCUGGAACAAGGACAGGGAAUGUCGACUUGAGGAAGCGGUGAACUUGCGUGAUUCCUAUGGCAGGAAAUACAACUGGGCCAGACAGAUAAAGGAGUUAGUUGACAAGAUGAUCAGCCUGACUCAUGGUAGGAAUAUAUACUAUAUUUUUCUUCAGUGGCACAUUACAGUACCGUAGCAUGGGGAGGGGGGCCCCCAAUAAUUUUGACAGGCACAUUUAAUUUGGUCAACGGCCAAUCUCUUCUCGCUGCUCUUCGGUUCGGUAAAGCGUGAAAGUUAUUUGUUUAUGGCUUCAAAAGUUAAAAAUUGCUGGAAAUUAAUGCUCUCGGAAGGCUGAAAAUGCUAUUUCAGAGACCCUAUAUAUUUUAAAAUCUUCCGGGGGAGCGUGCCCCCGGAAGAUGCCCACGGACCCCCCAGCAUGUAGCAACUCAAGCCUUCGGCACUCGUGAUUGGCCCCCCCAAUAAAUCUAACUUUGCUACAUUAUCAGGUAACAAUAGAGAGAAAACUGAAAGAAACAAAAAUAGGAUCGCUUACAAGUUUUGCCCUGGAGUCUUGGUAAAAAUGUUCGCGGAUACCUAUCUGAACAUUAUGCUGAAAAUAUCAAAACUGUAACGUUUGUAAUUUCUUCACGUACAUUGUUUUCAGCAGAAUGGUCUGUGGAGAGCGGUAGUCAUACCCUUCGGAUAUAGUCUUUAUCUGCAGCACUUCUCAUGAUUAUAGUUAUACACACAUAAUCCCUGUAAUAGCAUGUUUUCUCCAUUUUGUUGCAACAGAAGAUUCCCCAAAGGCCCGGAGCUCCUUCGAAACAAAGUGCAACACUUCUCAGUGGAUGGAGAGCAUGACUGACGACCAUGAAGGUAUCUUCGUAGACAGCACACGUAGAAAUCAUUUCUCUCUAUUUUUAACCAAGUGUGAGAAGUGGGGGGGGGGGGGCGAGAGCAAGCAAAAAAUAGAGACGUGGAGAGAAAUAAAACGCCAGCCGCUGAGCUUCUAUCCCAGGAAUACACAACCAUACACCUGUCUUUUUGAAAACCAGGUUAGAAACAAUUUCAACUCAUUCUACUACUUGCCAGUUUAAAACAAUAAAACUCAUUCAAAGGCCGAUUGAAAGCCUUUAUCUGACGCCGGGCAGUAGGUUAAUGGUCCCUAGAAGCAUUCCGAUCCAACGAGUCCAAAUUUAAAAUGGCGCAAAUUUUAGAACAUUUAUUCAGUAAUCUGACUUCGUGGUUUUUCAAACCGGUGUCAUUUCAGUCUAGAAAUUUUUAAGUUGAGUGAACUGCAGCGAAAGAGUGCCUUAACUUACAUAACAUUUUAAAUAAUUGACAAAACACUACAUUGUACCUUUUCCGCGGUCCGAUAAACGAAAGAGUUUCGCAUGGAAUAGACAACAAACUGAAUGAAACAUAGCACACAAAUUAUCACCUUCUUAUCUGCGAAAACCGGCCUUAUAUGGUUCAACGCCAUUAGAGCCCGCCGAAACUAGACCUAGAUCCAAUUUUCCUGAGUCGCAGUUCAACCACGAGAUCACAUACCUGUAACACCAUGCGGAAAUCACACAAUCACACCUUCGCAGCACUGAUAUAAAGACUAUCCACAACCACGUAUAAUCUUCUCACGUUUAACACAAGCGAUAUCAUCGAAUAACUCGUAAAAACUCAGCCUAUUGGCAGAUAAACAUGCACCUCUGGACUUUUCUUUUACACUCGUCGUAUUCAAGUUUCCGGAUGUACAAUCACAUGGACAGCAGACCGGCCUAAACCUAAGUCUUGGCCUGGGUCAAAGUUCACCUGCAGUGUUGGUCUCACCUAAUAGGCCACUUCCGAGUUCCAAAAACCCUCACUUUCAAAAUGAGGCUAGGUGCACAACCUUUCUUGUGAAAAUGAGGUUUAUUGCAUGAGAAUGAAAAAUGAUUUCCAUAUCAAACGCUGAGCACCUACCCUUGUUUUGAAACAGAGGCCCGCGGGAACUCGGAAAUGGCCUAUUCAUUUGACUCCUAACAACCUGUUCCCGAGGCCAAAGAUCAUGAGAAUUGGUGGUCACCUUAGAAAAGCGAACAAUAUCAUACCUUUCUGUCUCAGCCUGGAUCUGAGUGAUUGAUCCGUUUAGCCAAAUGACUGCGAGAAUAAAAUACAAUAUCACAGGGUCCAGAGGAGAUGUGUUUGUCGUUAGAACAUCAAAACCCGUCGAAAACCUCUGAAAAAAUGGGUUAUUUUAAUCGCGUUACGGUUUCGUUACACAUUCUAUAGACCGCAAACCAAGAGACUGAGGGCCCGCAAGAUCGGCUUCCAGUAUAAAAUACGGAAAGGGAGGAAACAAAUUUGGGGCCGAUUUUCGAAUCCCUGAAACUCAAAUGGAAUUGAAUGAAAUCGCCUGAUUUUACUAACCUGAUCUAGAAUUCUUAUGUAUUUGCCAAAUACUGUAGGAAAACGGCAUAAGAAAGCGUUCAAAUUCAUUUUCGGCGACCGAAAUUUACGGCUUCUAGAGAGCGCUUUCGUUCGGUGUGCACCGCAACACAUGGUGACGGAAAUGACGUAGUAAAGUAAAUGUGUUCAAGAUCGGAGCAAUAAAAGGGAAGUCUACACGACUUUUGCCUCAUGCCAAAAUGCUGCUCUUUCCAAUAAAGUUUUUUUCCUCUGCUGGGUAGAUUAUGCUCUGGAAGGUUCUACAGUAAAUGUGAUUUUAGCGGGGAUUUUAGCCGCAUGUUUCACACUGAGAGGUCAUGACACAUAUCGAUUUACUGUGGUUAUUGUUUCUGGUCGGCAGGAUUUGCCCUCUAAUGCAAGCGCAUUUUCUUUGACCUCUUUUGAAGCGUAAAGCUUUUUAUUACGGCUGAACAAGGGUUCCAGUUUUCUCCAAAGUGCCUUCUGGAUCUGAAUAACUAAGCGAUUUUCUUUAGUCCGUGAAUAUAAUGUUUUUCUUUAAUACUGUAUCACGCUGGGCCCAGCUUGUUAGUUUUGUUUGAAGAAUGUUAAAUUAUUACGGAUAGUGAUUUACGGGUCGUGUGUACUCUUGCAAUAAAAAGUGACACUGAGUAGAGCGGGCGUACAAGGCAACUGUAAUAUAAUCACGACUGUGCCAUUCUUCCGUGGUCCAACUAUAUUACCUCUUGCGUCUUUGGCUGUGCGUUUUGCGACUACUGGGAAGCCUUCGCACAAGCAAAACCUGCUUAAGACAUCGAAGACUGUUGAAACGUACAACAAAUGUCCAGUCUUGAAAGAUCUUCACUUCAAUUAAAACUCUGUUGUUUUCGCAUAGAUCUCUGAGAUCUUUAAAACUCUCUCUGCAGCUGAUGUUUUGAUUCUCGAAUUAGCAGCGGUCUGUUGCUUUUGCGUUUCCGUUCUCAUUCCGACUUCCGUCACCGAGUGCUGCGGUUCACAUAGAACGAAGUCACGUGGUACAAGUUUCCUCCCUUGUCCUCUCUUUUACUCGGCACUUCGUGCCUCGGUCGCCCUCCGGGCGACGUGCCGUGCGCCAGCGAGGAUAUGGCUUGCGGUUAUUGAUUUUCAAAAGUCGAUCUGGGUCAGAUAAGAAGCGAAGAAAUCGUUUACAGUAGAUUUAUAAAGAUCCCAUUGGGCUAAUUAAUCGUGCUAAGCGACAGGUAUAGACAUUUUUCAAGGUUAGUAAUUUAUUUAUUCACACGAAACUCCUCUGGACCCUGUGCAAUAUUGGACGAUGCAGACUCUGCGAAUCGUAAUAACUUCGUCCCAUCUCAGAGCUUUACAUGAUGCUCUUCGGGAAACUUUUCUCAAAGCGUUCAGUAUCUAAAAGUGAACUGCUAAAGGGCACCGAAACCAGCUUUAGGCGCGCACUGAUUUUAAAUAACUGCCACUUGUGUUAAAGAGAGAAUUGUGGGUAGGGACAAAAAAACAUAGGGAGGGAGGGAGGAGGGAGGGGGGUGGGUAAAAUAGUAAUUCUGUCUACAUCCACUUCUACACAAAUCCCUAACCGCAAGACAAGCCAAAAAAACGACAUAAGCAAACAACACAACAAACAAGCUAUUAGACAGGGGAAGUUGAGAAAAAUUACAAAAUGUUUGCUAACCCGGUUUUCAUAUUUCCAGGUAGAUAUCUCAAUUGAAUAAGUGCCUAAAGUCCAAUUGUGUUGUUUGCAAAGCAAAAUUAAGUAGAAUCGAGUCAUUUUAAAAUUGCAAACACUUUUGAGGCAAUAGUUCUGGGUUUUGCGUGAGAUUUCAAUGUCGCAUAGUAGCCUUGUCAUCACUCUACAAUGCCUUAGAGCACAUGCGAAGAAUGUGAGGAUGAUUAUACCUAGAAAAGUGCUUUUUUCACCAAAUGAGCUCGCCGACAAAGAACAUACAUCUACGAGAGAAUCGUGAGAGACAUUUCACUGAUCUUUAAUGAAUUUAGAGUUGCUCCUUUGUGCUUUCUUUGCAAUUAUUAUGCCCAACAUAUUUCCGCCCCAGGGAGGAAUAGGCACGGCCUGGAACUGACUGAGCCUAGGUUUUAAAGAGAUUAUAAUUGUAACCAAAGCUUGUUUUUACAGAGCCUUCUCUAGAAUUUGACAACAACCAAAGAACAAACUCUUAUCACGACGAGCAGCUUGUUUCAGAAAUGUUCCGUUGUAGUGACUGUGUAAUGAAAGCUGAUGCUGCAUCAGGAAAUCCAACUAAGAUAUCCACGAAUACAGACUAUCAGUCUCCAAAUUGCCGUAAGCGUAAAAUGUCAGAAUUCUCUUGUAAUCCAGGUAUGCAAAACAUGACUUGUUUUUCUUGCUAUUGCUCAUCAGUACACUACUGUAUCUAAAGGGGGAAGUGAAUGUUAGAUUAUUCAAAGGUACGUUUUCCAACAGGACUUGUUACCGUUUACGCUUGUACCAUAAAGAAGUGUAUUAUUGAUGAUAGUAAAACUUAUAGUGCCGAUAUUAAUAGUCGCUUGAUAGUCGCCAUUUUCUUCAGAGGUUAUAAAAAAAAGAUUUUGAAUAAAUAGUAAAUAAAUAAAUUUAUAAAUAUACAAAAGAUUAAAAUAUAUCAAACACUAAAAUUAUAAAAAUUACUUUGGUUACUUUAACUGUGCAAACUGCAUAAAACCUACUAAAAGCGAGUAAUAAAAUUACAUCUUAUUAGAUACAUUGUAAGGGCUUUCUGGAAUGAAAUGUCUUGAGUGCCUUCUUAAAGAUGACAACUGACGGGCUUCUCCAUGUCGCAAAAAAAACAAAUGCCAAAGUUUGGGAGCAGCAAUCUACUAAAAGCGAGUAAUAAAAUUACAUCUUAUUAGAUACAUUGUAAGGGCUUUCUGGAAUGAAAUGUAUUGAGUGCCUUCUUAAAGAUGACAACUGACGGGCUUCUCCAUGUCGCAAAAAAAACAAAUGCCAAAGUUUGGGAGCAGCAACAACAAAAGAACGAUCUCCUAAUGUGGUUUAAGUCCUGUCUCCAUUAUGCCAUUUAACAUAUCUUAGUGACAAAUAUUUUCAAAAAUAAUAUCUGCGAACAGGUUUUGCAAUUUUGCAAAUUGUAUCUUUCAUUGAGUUGCUAUAAACGUUAACAUUCUAUUGACAUUCAAGUUUGCAGCUAAUAUUGUGAAUCUGUGAUAAUGCCCUAACUAAGUUGCCUUGUGGGGGCUCUUUGUGGAUGAGAUGAGGUUUUUAAACCUCUUUGGCUAUGGGUGAGGCGCCUGAGUAGACAUUCAAUAAUGAUGAGUACCUUGACGAGAGCCGUCUCUUAAAUUCAGGUACUUCAAGUCAGGAGAACGUAAUCAUUUUUUAAAGAAGCAGAUGUCCUCCAAUAUAGCUAGUCAUGAGGGUGCAUCUUCCCUGAGGAAGGAAACCUCUCACGUAACAGUAAAAAUUAUGUUAGCCACGUAAAUUUCUGUAAGUAGGUAAAUAAAUAAGUGUUCAGUUAUUGUGCAUACUGAAUGCUUUGCUAUAGUUUAAAACGUGUAACUUUCCUCUUAUUGAUUUUCAGACUCUGUUGUUACCACUGCCUUGAUCAAAGUUCUAAUUUCUUCGAAUACCCAAGAUUUAACUGUUGAACAACAAAGAAUAUUAAAUGAGGAAUUAGAACAGUUGGUUAAUAAGUAUCGAAGACACCAAGAUCUUUCGUCAUUGCCAUUUGAUACGAGUGUAGACCGCCUUACUAAGUUUAUCGAAAAGACUUUUGAAGCGAUCGUAAUGAUGGUGAAAUCAGGAUCUUUGAUAAUAACUGUGCAGUGCCCCACUCUGAAGAGUCUUGAAAGUCUGUGGAAUGGUUACUGUUCUGGUUACCUUAACGACAUCGUUGAAAGGUUCCUGGUGACUGAUGAACUCAAGAGAAAGCUCGGAAUGGACAAUGUCAGGAUGAAGACAACUAUAGAAGAAGAAAACUACUUAAUUUGUAAGAAAGCUUUCAUGGAAAACUCAGGU
Messenger RNA from Porites evermanni, 7431 nucleotides. The record is from the annotation of a GenBank genome assembly. NCBI's taxonomy places the organism in Eukaryota, Metazoa, Cnidaria, Anthozoa, Scleractinia, Poritidae.